AUGGAACAGAAUCAGCGAGAGAAUGACCGUUUGAAGGCAAUUAUGGAUGCGAACUCGUUAAUUGAGAGUCUCGAUAAACGAACCUCAAUUCGAGCGUUUGAAAUACAACGAGUUCAGGAGCUGGAGUUGGCAUAUUCGAAGAUGAAGAGCGACCUCGAUCGCUUGAUAGAGGAGAAAACCGAGCAUGGUUAUGAGGGAAUGAACUUCAGAUCGAUUUUCGAGAAAACAAUGGAAGAAAAUGAUAGGCGUCGCGAAGAAAGUGCUGAACUGCGAGCGUUGUUGGCAUCACGAUUCGAGAAGCAUACCUUCAAUAGGGCAUCACCUCAUGCUGAUAGUGGUCAUUGGUCAUUAGCGCAUAGUGAAGAUGAUGCAUCGCUGAGUGAUCUCGAUGAAGAACUGUGCUUGGAACGACAGUGCAGACAGCUGAAAGCACAUAUCGAAACCCUUACACGAGCGAUCACCGAGAGGAAUCACGAAAUCGAACGACUUGAGAAUCGGCUCAACGAAUCACUGCCUGCUAGGGUGUUACCUAGUGCAGUGGAAGUUUACCUGCCAAUAUCAUCCAUAUUUGAUGCAAUCAUUUGA
Anisakis simplex (herring worm) is the source of this 585-nucleotide messenger RNA. The record is from the annotation of a GenBank genome assembly. NCBI's taxonomy places the organism in Eukaryota, Metazoa, Nematoda, Chromadorea, Rhabditida, Anisakidae.